Molecule: messenger RNA, 1440 nt
Organism: Epithele typhae
Lineage: Eukaryota; Fungi; Basidiomycota; Agaricomycetes; Polyporales; Epitheliaceae
Product: glycoside hydrolase
Exons: 6
Coding region: 1-1440 (479 amino acids)
Biological process (GO): glucan catabolic process
Cellular component (GO): extracellular region; cell surface
Molecular function (GO): beta-glucosidase activity
Source: RefSeq, a predicted model, not a curated record
AUGGCUAGUUUCUUGAGAGUUGACAAGACUAAGAUCGUGGAUGAGGAUAGCAAGGAGGUGGUUCUUCGAGGCGCAGGCCUGGGAGGCUGGAUGACGAUGGAGAAUUUCAUCUCAGGUUAUCCUGGAUGCGAGUUCCAGAUCCGCGAGGCGCUCGCUGAAGUCAUAGGCAAAGAGAAGUCAGAGUAUUUCUUCGACAAGUUCCUCGAGCACUUCUUCGCCGAGCCGGAUGCCGCGUUCUUCAAGUCCCUCGGCCUGAACUGCAUCCGCAUCGCCAUCAGCUACCGCCACUUCGAGGACGACCUGAACCCUCGCGUGCUCAAGCCCGAGGGCUUCAAGCACCUCGACCGCGCCGUCGCCGCCUGCGCCAAGCACGGCAUCUACACCAUCCUCGACAUGCACACCGCGCCCGGCGGCCAGAACGGCGGCUGGCACUCGGACGCGGGAACGCACAUCGCCAACUUCUGGAUCCACAAGGACUUCCAGGACCGCCUCGUCUGGCUCUGGACCGAGGUCGCGCGGCACUACAAGGACGAGAAGUGGAUCGCAGGCUACAACCUGAUGAACGAGCCCGCAGACCCGAGCAACUGCGCGGGGCUCGUCAGCUUCUACGACCGCGCGGCGGCGGCGGUCCGCGCGGUCGACCCGCGCCACGUGCUCUUCCUCGACGGGAACACCUACGCGACCGACUUCUCCGGCUUCCCCGAGGACGCGGGCGCGCGCUGGCCGAACGCCGCGUUCGCGAUCCACGACUACUCGCUCUACGGCUUCCCGCUCGCCCCGGAGCCGUACGCGCGCACCGAGGAGCAGCGGCGCCGGAUGCGCCGGAGCUACGAGAAGAAGCGCGAGUGGAUGGACGCGCGCGGGCUGUGUGUGUGGAACGGGGAGUGGGGGCCGGUGUAUGCGCGGAGGGAGUACGAGGGCGAGCGGACGGACGAGAUCAACGAGGUCAGGUACAAGGUGCUCAACGACCAGCUGGAGAUGUACGCCAAGGACCGCCUGAGUUGGUCGAUUUGGCUGUACAAAGACAUCGGCUUCCAGGGCAUGGCGUACGUGUCGCCGGACACGGCCUACAGGAGGCUCUUCAAGGACCACCUGGAGAGGAAGUACCGCCUCGCUGCGGACUCGUGGGGCGCAGACGACAAAUAUGUCCGCCAUGCCUACGAGCCGAUCGUGCAGCUCAUCAAGGACAACGUCCCAAACGAGGAGCACCGCCGCUUGUACCCGUACCCGGUGUGGACGGUAGAAGGUCGUGUGGCAAGGCUCGCGCGGUGCAUGCUCAUCGGCGAGUUCAUGGUGAAGGAGUGGGCGGACCAUUUCAAGGGGAUGGACUACGAGCAACUUGACGAGCUGGCCGAGAGCUUCAAGUUCGCGAACUGCUUGGAGAGGGAGGGGCUCAACAAAGUCUUGAGGCAGCAUGCAGAGCAGGCGGAAGUCAACUAG